Lolium perenne is the source of this 1433-nucleotide messenger RNA. RefSeq names its product fe(2+) transport protein 1. Gene Ontology annotation, cellular component: plasma membrane. NCBI's taxonomy places the organism in Eukaryota, Viridiplantae, Streptophyta, Magnoliopsida, Poales, Poaceae. Gene Ontology annotation, biological process: zinc ion transmembrane transport. The record is from RefSeq and is a predicted model, not a curated record. Gene Ontology annotation, molecular function: zinc ion transmembrane transporter activity.
UCCAUCUUGUCGAAGUAACUUGCUAGCUCCUCACUGAAGGUCAAGACGAGAAAGCUGCUCAAUAAGCUAACUCGCCCAAGUUCCCAACAAGGACGUCAAGACCGCACCAAGAUCGAGCAAUGUCGUCGUCGUCACAGGCCCUAGCCCUCGUCUCGUUUGCCCUCCUGCUCAUCUGCUCCACUCCCCUCCUCGCUGAGGCACAGCAGUCACAGUCGGUGUCCGACGUGUGCGCCGACCCUUCGUUGGACAGCGCCUGCCACAACGUUCCCAAGGCGCUGCGCCUGAAGCUGAUCGCCAUCCCGACCAUCCUCAUCUCCAGCGUGAUCGGCGUUUGCCUGCCGCUCUUCGCACGGUCGGUGCCUGCGCUCCAGCCCGACCGCAGCCUCUUCUCCAUCGUCAAGGCCUUCGCGUCGGGCGUCAUCCUCGCCACCGGCUACAUGCACGUGCUGCCGGACUCCUUCAACAACCUCACCUCGCCCUGCCUCCCCAAGAAGCCGUGGGGUGACUUCUCCUUCACCGCCUUCGUCGCCAUGCUCGCCGCCAUCUUCACGCUCAUGGUCGACUCGCUCAUGCUCACCUUCUACAACCGGAAGAAGGGCGGCGCUACCGGCCCCAGCAGCGCUGUGGUCGCAGAUCACGAGAGCCCGGAGCAGGGAGGACACUGGCACAGUCACGGCCACGGUCAUGGCCACGGCGUGGCCGUAGCAGACGACGCCGAGGCUGGUAAGAUGCAGCUGCGACGAAACCGCGUCGUCGUUCAGGUUCUCGAGAUGGGCAUCGUGGUGCACUCGGUGGUGAUCGGGCUGGGCAUGGGCGCGUCGCAGAGCGUGUGCACCAUCCGGCCGCUGGUGGCGGCCAUGUGCUUCCACCAGAUGUUCGAGGGCAUGGGCCUCGGCGGCUGCAUCCUCCAGGCGGAGUACGGCAUGAAGAUGAAGGCCGGCCUCGUCUUCUUCUUCUCCACCACCACGCCCUUCGGGAUCGCGCUCGGCCUGGCGCUCACCAAGGUCUACAAGGACAACAGCCCCACCGCGCUCAUCGUCGUCGGCCUGCUCAACGCCGCCUCGGCCGGGCUGCUGCACUACAUGGCGCUCGUGGAGCUCCUCGCCGCCGACUUCAUGGGGCCCAAGCUGCAGGGAAGCGUCAGGCUCCAGCUCAUCUGCCUCACCGCCGUCCUCCUCGGCGCUGGCGGCAUGUCCGUCAUGGCCAAGUGGGCGUGACCGUGCGACGGCUCUCCCGCGCGUGGCGUGGCCACGCCCUGCAGUAUGCUCUACGUGUAGUAUGCAACUAUGCAUUGCCGCCCUAGACUAGUAAUUAAGCUCGCGUGAUGGAUCACCCUCAGCCAGCAGGUCACGUUGUAAACUUGUAAUCUUUGUACUUGUCGUACACGUCUAAUGGACAAGAAAUACUAUGUGUAAAAAGUAAAAACUGACGAU